AUGCGUCAUCUUGGUUAUUGUCCACAACAAGAUUGUAGUAUGGACUUUUUAACUGUUCAAGAUGCUUUAUAUUUAUUAGCACGUGCACGUAGUGUUACAUUUUCACGUAUACAUUCAGUUGUUCAAACAAUUAGUUUAUUAUUUUUACUUGAUUCUUUUCUUCAUAAUUUUAUUCAUCAAUUAAGUGGGAGAACUAAACAACGAUUACAUGCUGCAUUUGCAUUAAUUGUUGCAAUUCUUGAUCAACCAACAACAACUGGUGUUGCUUCAAAUGCUCCACAACCAAUGCAAGAAAUAUUUCUUAAUGUUGUUAAAGCAAAAUUAACAAUGAUUUUAACAAGUCAUUCAAUGGAUGAAUGGUAA
Messenger RNA from Rotaria sordida, 363 nucleotides. NCBI's taxonomy places the organism in Eukaryota, Metazoa, Rotifera, Eurotatoria, Philodinida, Philodinidae. The record is from the annotation of a GenBank genome assembly.